Messenger RNA from Physella acuta, 1117 nucleotides. RefSeq lists its product as uncharacterized. NCBI's taxonomy places the organism in Eukaryota, Metazoa, Mollusca, Gastropoda, Physidae. The record is from RefSeq and is a predicted model, not a curated record.
ACGUACAUUUUGAAGACGUUGAAAACAAAAAGUUAGACAUAAAUUAAUUAUGGGCUAUUUCUAGUUUCUAUUUGCUACUGCAUCUAUUUGUAACCAAUGGAUUUUUAAAUGUUCCUUUCGAAAAUCUAAUUAAGGCACAAAUGGAUAAAGUUCUGGUGCUUUCAACACUUCUCAUUUGUAUGGUUUACUUACCAGAUAUACUAAACUGCAUACCAAGAUUUCCUAUGGAAAUCGAAGGAUUUGAGAAAGAUUGUGUCAAUUAUAGUUGCCGCUACACCGGAAGAAUUUUAGGGCACGUUGACAUCUAUCAAGAGAAUUUGACUUUCCCCGUGGUGGAAUACACAUCGACGAUAAGUAUUUUUUAUUGUGUAGGAAAGUUCGACUGCUCUGAUGGCUCGCGUGAUUGGACUCCGCUUUGUGAUAUAUUCUGGUUUAGAAACCCACUAAAUUGUGUAAACAAUGACUACUACCCCUGUUUCUGCUCAGGAACGUUUCCCAUGAAAUUCAAAUUUUACCCAAUAAUUGGAAAUGCUUACUACCGGCUUGGACUGUUUAAUGGCAAAACGCGCCCAAAACCAGCUGAUUACGGCAAAGUGUUUGAUCCAAGAAAUAUAACAAGUGUGUGGGAUCCGAUUGAAGAGUUCCAGGUAUUUUUUAAAGGUAAACAAUGGGAAUUUUCAGUCAACGAAGGCCGCCUAUUACAUUCAGAGUCUGUUUUCUUGGGAAUCGGAGCUCUGUGCGCUUUUCUAUUAGCCUAGAAACAGCUUGCUUAGAAACAAUGACACCCUAAUUAAAGGAGGUUGGGUGUUCGUGCUUUCAUCGUCGGAUCUUUGGUGGAGAAAUCGCUAGUAUUUAAACUUGCUAUCUUCUCUUUUAUUGUUGCAUUUAGUAAUCAUUUAAUUGAAUCUUUCAACAAAAUUUCAAUGACUAAUCUAAAUACUAAUUCGAUUAAAUAUUAGAUAGUAUUGCAUUGUCUUCGGAGGAGAAUGUAUCUGUAAAAAAUGGCUGCAUUAGAAGUUUGUAAAAAGUAAGCUACAGGAAGAUUUGCCCAAAAAAAAGCCACAAUAAAAAAAUAUAAUUUAUAAAAAUUGCGCAUUUGGGAAACGAGAUGUCUGGG